Messenger RNA from Stegastes partitus (bicolor damselfish), 1197 nucleotides. RefSeq names its product GRAM domain-containing protein 3-like. The record is from RefSeq and is a predicted model, not a curated record. The coding region runs from base 174 to 1166 and encodes 330 amino acids. Gene Ontology annotation, cellular component: cytoplasmic microtubule. The transcript is spliced from 10 exons. NCBI's taxonomy places the organism in Eukaryota, Metazoa, Chordata, Actinopteri, Pomacentridae.
UGCUCCUGACGUGUUUCCCUCCUGCUCCCUCCCUCUUUCCCGGCUCCUCCUCUGCUGGACUUCUCGCUCGAUCGUCCCAAACUUUCAAGGCUUCCUGAAGCUUCGUUGUUGUAUGUGGCGCAAGCGGCGACAGCGGCGGCCGAUGGCGGAGGCGAGCGAGCUGUGAAAUGUGAAUGAUGGUGCUGAUGACCGAGCAGGCGGACAGACCUCUGACCCCGCUGCCCGCACCGGAGCAACUUUCCUGCAGGGAGUCCCGGGGGAGCCGCUCGACGCCUGAGGUGGACAAUGGAGGUGAGGGGAGGCAGAGGAGGCGUGGACGCUCUCCUGCAGACCUCCACCUCUGUCUGGAUGCAGAGCCAGAGCCCUCAGAGAGCAGGAAGAAACCAGCCGGCAGCAUGAGAUUGAAACCUGUGGAGCAGCUUUCACCGGUGCUCAGUCUGAGUGACUUUGAGACAAAGUUUGAAAGAAAGAAAUCACAACCCAACCAGUUAUCGAAGACAAACGCCCAGUAUCAUAAGUUAUUCAAGGAAGUAGGCAAAGAUGAAUUACUCAAACAAAGCUACACUUGUGCCCUGCAAAGAGAUAUUUUAUAUCAGGGCAAGAUGUUUGUCUCUGAUAACUGGAUCUGCUUCCACUCCAAAGUCUUUGGCAGAGAUACCAAGAUUUCAAUCCCGGUGUUGUCGGUGACGUUUAUCAAAAAAACUAAAACUGCUUUAUUAGUGCCAAACGCCCUUGUGAUUGAAACUACUCAUGAGCAGAAUGUGUUUGUGUCGUUCCUCUCUCGAAACACCACCUACAAACUUCUGAAAUCCAUCUGCCUUCAUUUGGAGGUGGAUAAGACUUGCAGCAGCCCCGUUACUUCCUGUGAAAACAGCUUCAGAGUCAACUGCCCGUCCUCACUUCCUCUGGACUUUUCUGGAGACUUCUCUGACCUGGAUGGGGUGGUGCAGCAGAGACGGCAGGACAUGAUGGAGAGCAGCAGCUCCGGCUCGCAGACUCCAGAUUAUGACAAAAUAACUGACUUCACCGGCCUACCAGACACAUUUCUGAGUGCAGUGAAGAGCGGAGAGGUUUCAGUCCACGCAGACAUUCACCUUCAGACUCCGAGCCAAAAACACGGAGCCACUCUCAAGAACGGUACUUUAAUGCUGGAUCUGUCUGAGUGAAAAGAAGCUUUGUUAAGGCUUCUGUAGUGCU